CUACUUGCAGCAGCGACAGCGACUCCGACUCCACCCUGCGCACCGCUUGCACCGAAAUACCUAUGUAUGUGCUGCACACACAUUCAAACGAAACACAUAUGCACAUGUAUAUAUACAUGAACAAAAAAAACCUGCUGCCGUCGGCCGUAAUUACAGUUAGACACUAAAAUAGCAACACGGUCAGUUAAUUAGGGUACAAAGCGCGAGUUCAGGUGGCGACGGCGACGGCGACAGCGACUGGAACGACGCCCACGCACGCUUCCAAUUGCAAUUUUGCAAUGGAAAACGAAUCCGUCAAAUCGGAACACAGUGGACGCUCGCGACGCUCUCGCAAUCACAAUAACAACAGCAGCAGCGCCGGCGGCGGCGGUGGAGGAGGAGGUAACGUUGGUGGAGGUGGCGGUGGCGGUGGCACCGUAAAUAACGGAUAUCACAGGGAUCGUUCGCGUCACUCGCAUCGCAGCACCCACUCAUCCAAGUCGGGCAAGGGACGCGGCGACAUGGCGCCCUAUCAGACCAGUGUAAAUAUGACGGGCGACGAGUCACGUGACGGCCAGGAGGUGAUCGAAGUGCAAAUUCUGCCGCAAGAUGAGAACUGGGGUGAGAAUACGACUGCCGUGACGGGCAACACAUCGGAGCAGAGCAUAUCCAUGGAGGACAUCAAUAAUAUGUGGCAUCGCGAGAACGACAAGGGCUUCGGCUUUGCCUGUCGACGCUACGUGGAGUCCACAUUCUAUUUUCUGCUCGGCUGUGCCGCAUUCUUCUCACCCGUUGCCAUGGUUGUGAUGCCGUACAUUGGCUUCUUUCCAUCGGCCUUCGAUCAUCCGGAAUUGACGCAAACGGUGCGCACCCAGCUGCUCGCCUGCAGCGAGCAGUGCAAGGGACAACUGGUCUCGCUGGCCGCCCGCCUCCUGCUGCUGGCCAUCGGCCUGUGGGCUCUGUUUAUGCGCCGCACAACGGCCAGCAUGCCGCGCAUCUUUCUCUAUCGCGCCAUUGUACUGCUGCUGGUCACCAUUUGCACCUUCGCUUAUUGGCUCUUCUACAUUGUUCAGGUCACGAACGGCGCCAAGAUUGUGGUCGAAACCGGCGGCGAUGCUGUUGACUAUAAAUCGCUCGUAGGCUAUGCCACAAACUUUGUGGACACGCUGCUCUUUAUACACUAUGUGGCCGUGGUGCUGCUGGAGCUGCGCCAUCAGCAGCCGUGCUACUAUAUCAAGAUCAUACGCUCGCCGGACGGCGUCUCGCGCUCCUAUAUGCUGGGCCAGCUGAGCAUACAGCGCGCCGCAGUCUGGGUGCUGCAGCACUACUAUGUUGACUUUCCCAUCUUCAAUCCGUAUCUGGAACGCAUACCCAUUUCCAUAUCGAAGUCGCAGCGCAACAAAAUCUCAAAUAGCUUCAAGUAUUACGAAGUGGACGGCGUCAGCAACUCGCAGCAGCAGAGUCAGAGUCGCGCCGUGCUGGCGGCGAAUGCGCGUCGCCGGGACUCCUCGCACAAUGAACGCUUCUACGAGGAGCACGAGUACGAGCGUCGCGUCAAGAAGCGACGUGCACGUCUCAUUACCGCCGCCGAGGAGGCCUUCACCCAUAUCAAGCGCAUACACAACGAGCCAGCGCCAGCGUUGCCGCUGGAUCCGCAGGAGGCGGCGCAGGCCGUAUUUCCAUCGAUGGCCCGGGCAUUGCAGAAAUAUUUGCGUGUCACGCGACAGCAGCCGCGGCAUACAUUCGAGAGCAUACUGAAGCAUCUGGCGCACUGCCUGAAGCACGAUCUGUCGCCGCGCGCCUUUCUCGAGCCCUAUCUGACCGAGUCGCCGGUGAUGCAGAGCGAAAAGGAGCGCCGCUGGGUGCAAUCGUGGUCGCUGAUCUGCGAUGAUAUCGUCUCGCGACCCAUUGGCAACGAAUGCACCUUCCAGCUGAUACAGAACGAUGUCUCGCUGAUGGUCACCGUGCACAAGCUGCCGCAUUUCAAUUUGGCCGAGGAGGUGGUCGAUCCCAAGAGCAACAAAUUUGUGCUCAAGCUCAACUCGGAGACGUCCGUAUGACAGCAUCAUCAGAGAACGCCGCCGCCCAUGGUCACGCCCACGCACAGCAAUCAAACGCAAUCCUCGUAUUUGCAUGUCUUUGUCUGAGAAGCUACCUAAGUGGGAUUUUAAAGGUUUUUAUAAAUUCUACCUUAUUUUGGUCCGAUCGAAAAUAGAGGCAGAAACAAACAUGAGCCGGCCAACGCCGGGCAAUGCUCGCUAGUAUUUUAUAUGAUUAGAUUAAACUUUUAAGCAGCUGCUCCUGCUCCUAAAACCCAUAGAGGGAUGAACCUAUUUUAAUUCGGAGUUUUUCCUUAAGAUUCAUUUCGAAAAACUCACUUCAGGAGUUGACCAUGCUCAAGCCCAGUGAAAUACAUAAAAAUAUCCUAAGCUAACGCACACAUAUCACACGUCCCUUGAAAAUGACAAAAUACAAAACUGACUUACAAGUUCCCAAAGUAUUAAUCUUAGGUAAUCGAAAGAACGUAAAACUCAAAACAACUUUCGAAUGCAGCUUCAAUUUGUGUACUGCCCUUUUCGUUUAUUUUAUAGAGAAUAUCAGCUAAGUUAAUAUAAAAUCGAUUCCCAUUUUGGCCAGCUGUAAGGUUGUGGGUCUAAGGACUUGCGCCAAGAGUGUGUCCCAGAAUUGGUAUGCAACACUCUGGGCGCGAUUCGGCCAAGAUUUUUCUAAGGUUUUUGCAACUCAAACCCAAACUACUGCGACUCGACAUAUCUAUAGAGAUAUAGCAGAUAUAUAUAUAGAGAGAGAGAGAGAGCUCUCCUGUAACUCGAAUGUAACUUGUGACAAAUACAUAACUUAAGCAAGAGACUGCAUUAAUGCAUUUUAUAUACACUCAAAUCUCCGACUUAUAUAUAUAUAUAUAUUUGUACUAACUACCUAAUCGGUGCAUAGCAACAGACUAGAGCACACACUAGGCACGAAAAUUGAUAAGCUAAAGUAAACAUUUUAUUAUAAAUGAUAAUGAUAAGUACUUACAUACCCCCUACAUACAUCUAUAUAUAUAUAUAUAUAUAUAUUUAUUGUAGCGACAACUUUGCCUAGUUUUGCCCACUUUUUAUUUCAUUUUCUAGCCAAAUGCUUUUUACCAGCACCCUUUUUUUUACUCGCUCGAUCCAUGUGAAGCUAUUUAUGGCCUAUUUAUAGAUUAACGCACACUCCAGCUGUAUUAAUAAACGGGAAAUAAAUCUCUGCGACGGCUUUUGUUCAAA
Messenger RNA from Drosophila virilis, 3248 nucleotides. RefSeq names its product Strabismus domain-containing protein Vang (gene Vang). Gene Ontology annotation, cellular component: plasma membrane. NCBI's taxonomy places the organism in Eukaryota, Metazoa, Arthropoda, Insecta, Diptera, Drosophilidae. The record is from RefSeq and is a predicted model, not a curated record. Gene Ontology annotation, biological process: establishment of planar polarity; Wnt signaling pathway, planar cell polarity pathway; multicellular organism development.